Messenger RNA from Lathyrus sativus (Indian pea), 759 nucleotides. The record is from the annotation of a GenBank genome assembly. NCBI's taxonomy places the organism in Eukaryota, Viridiplantae, Streptophyta, Magnoliopsida, Fabales, Fabaceae.
AUGGCUUCACACAAAACUGCCCAAAUCCGCCUUGUUAGUUCACAUGACGAGGUUUAUGAACCAUGUGAUGACUCUUUUGCACUGGUUGACGCUCUUCUAGCCGAUCGCACUAACCUAUUGGAACAUCAACCAACAUUGUGUAUGGAAAUAGGCUGUGGAAGUGGAUAUGUUCUUACUUCCCUGGCUCUUAUUCUUGGACAAGAAGGCAAUGGCAUAAAUUACAUAGCAACUGAUAUCAACCCACAUGCAGUGAAGGUGACGCGCGAGACAAUGGAAGCACACGGAGUUCAUGCAGAACUGAUAAUAACCGAUAUUGCAUCAGGACUUGAGAACCGACUAGCAGGUUUGGUUGAUGUAAUGGUUGUGAACCCUCCUUAUGUGCCUACACCUGAAGACGAAGUCGGGUCUGAAGGGAUUACCUCAUCUUGGGCUGGUGGUGAGAAUGGAAGGAGCGUGAUUGAUAGAAUUUUGCCUGUUGCAGACAAUCUUUUGUCAAAAAAAGGAUGGUUGUAUAUGGUUACUCUCACAGCAAAUAAUCCUUCUGAGAUUUGCGGUGAAAUGAGAAAGAAAGGAUAUGCAUCCAAGAUUGUUGUUCAAAGAUCAACAGAGGAAGAAAGUCUCCAUAUCAUUAAGUUCUGGAAAGAUUUAGAUAUUGAAAUAGAAGAAAUAAAUGACCAAUCUUCCUUCAUGGGAUCUUUGCUUGCACAAAUUCCUCUACUUUCACUAUGGAGAAGCAACGAUACUGAGAAAAAGUGUUGA